Guyanagaster necrorhizus is the source of this 1036-nucleotide messenger RNA. Its product is annotated as cytochrome P450. Bases 160 to 981 code for a protein of 273 amino acids. The record is from RefSeq and is a predicted model, not a curated record. NCBI's taxonomy places the organism in Eukaryota, Fungi, Basidiomycota, Agaricomycetes, Agaricales, Physalacriaceae. Gene Ontology annotation, molecular function: heme binding; iron ion binding; monooxygenase activity. The transcript has 8 exons.
GAAAAACGAGAAGUAUUGUGAAAUCGAUUACUCGAGGUCCCCGGACUGUGGAACUGAUGACAAGAAGAAAAUUAGGUGCUCAUACCAGGAAUUCGAUCCGCAUGAUGAAUUAGUCUAUCAUAUCAAGAACCCUCCAGUUUAUGUCUGCUUCGAGCCGCGAUGACAUACAUAUCGUCUCUGUGGUUUCUUGCUGCCGUUGCUGUCGUCACUUUUACCAUCGUUGGUUGCAUCCGUAGCUCUUGGCGCAAGCUCCCACCUGGACACAGAGGUCUUCCUCUCAUUGACAAUAUUCUCCAGCUUCAUGGGAAACAAUGGCUCACAUUCACCGAGCUCGGCAAGAAAUACGCCGGACAACCUCUCGUGGUCAUCCACUCCCUCAAAGUUGCAACAGAUCUCUUCGAUCGUGCAAAAAUUUCCGAUCGCCCUCGCAACAUCGUCACCUCAGAUAUAAUGACUGGAGGAAUGUUCGUCGCGUUCGCUCGCUACGGAAAUGCAUGGCGGCAUAUGCGCAAAGCAGCUCACGAGGGCUUCAACAAAGCGGUCGUGAACCAGUACCAUCUAAUACAAAUCACAGAAGCCGUGUCGCGCAUUCACCGCACCGUCGCAUCUUCUAUCAUGUCCAUUGUGGAGUCUUUCCCCCGGAUGCUGCGUAUCCCUAGCAAAUACGCAAAGUGGAAAAGAGAUGUAGAGGGCUGGUACGCCAAAGAUUCGUCCAUGUUCGAAAGUCUCUUCAACAGCGUCGAAGAUCGAGUAACCCCUCCUGAUUUCCUUAACACCCGAUUCUUCGACAGCGCAGCUGGUGCUGAGUCGAACUCAGCGGCCAUGUCCUGGUGGAUGCUCGCCAUGGUCUUGUAUCCCGAUGUGCAGAAUCGAGCCCAAGCAGAACUCGAUAUGAUCGACUCCCCACAUUCGCCGACUAUGACUAUUUACCGUAUGUCCGUGCAAUGGUCAAGGAAACUCUCAGAUGGCGUGCAGUGGUAAGGGCUUCCUCGUCGAUCGAAAGAGGACGAUGUAUAUAACGGAUAUUUCAUCCCCG